GUGUGUGAGUGUGUGAGUGUGUGUAGUGACGACAGUUGACCGGGUUAAGCAACGCGCAAGGGCUUCCAACUUGGGAAGGAAAGGCUCCGCGAUAAUGGGGGAAGAGUAACUGAACUGGAGCUUUAACGGGAGAGGAGCACAGAGUCUGCGGUGGUCCAAUUAAAUCCCCCUUUGAGAGCCUCCUAAUUGGACGAGGCCCCGCCCACGUUUUCUCCAUACCCCUGUGGCUCCGCCCCUCUGGGAAUCACCCAACGGGGCCCCCCCUGUCCUCUCCUCCUCUCGCUGAGACCGCCCUCCACCCCCCCUCAGCGGCCCCCCAUGCACCGGGGAAGGCGGGGGCCUCAGUGGACCGCUAGCCCCGCCGGCGGCCUGUGAGCAGCGUGCGGCCGGGCGACGGCGUGCCAUGGCGCCCCGGCUGCGCAUCUUGUUCGGCCUCCUGGCGGCCGGCAGCCUGCCCCUCUUCUACCUGAUGAGUGUGAGCCUGGAGGUGUGGACCCCCUGGCACAUGGACCUCCUGGGGCGGGCCUGGUACGCAGCCAGCCCCUCCCCCCCAAGCAGCAUUCCAGGAGAUCGCCUGGGGCCCCUUCGGCUCAACAACAGUCUCUUUGGCCAGGACCCCGGGGCCUCCAGUGUUGACCCGAGCAGUGUGGCCCCAGACCCGUCCAGUCCGGGACCAGCGCCAUCCACCACUGCUGCCGCCGGCCAGCCGCCGGCCAGGGGAGCGAGGGUAACCACGUCUAGACCAGCCCCCAUUGAGCCCACUCCCAGGGUGCCGGCCAGGGGACCGAGGGUAACCACGUCUAGACCAGCCCCCAUUGAGCCCACUCCCAGGGUGCUGACCUUCGAGGAGGCCUACAUUGGAGAUACGUACAGCAAAGAAGACAUCCCACCACAGACAACCUGCCCAGAUUCCAUCGCCAGGAAGUGGUCGUCAUCCGGCUUUAAUGGAAGUUUCCUGGGGACCGUUCCGGUUCUCCAGUGGGCCAAGGACGUCACGCUGCACCAGCACCAGCGCCUGAAGCAGUUUCACGGAGCCUACGGAUGGUUCUCGAUGGAUUAUGACUCGCUGAAGGCCUCGCUCUCCGUACUCAACCUCACGGCCAACCACCAGAUGUUUGACGACUGGGAGCGCCGACGGAACGGCUCGCAGUGCAUCCGCUGCGCCGUGGUCGGCAACGGGGGCAUCUUGAAGGACUCCGGCAAGGGGCCCGAGAUCGACGGCCACGACUACGUGUUCAGGACGAACGGGGCUAUCCUUGAUGGUUUCCAGAAGGAUGUGGGCACCCGCACCACCCACUACACCUUCUCCACCAACACUAUGAGGAACUCCAUGGGGAGCUACCGUAGCGCGGGCUUCAGGGGGCCACCGGUGUCCAAGGAGACGCGUUAUCUCUUCCUUCCUACCAGUUACCGGGACUACCUGAUGGUGAAAGCUGUCUCCACACACACACCGGUGGAGCGAGGCCAAGAUAAAUCCAAAACUCCACCAAAGUACUUCGGAGAGGACGCGACGGCGGAGAAGCUGAAGAUGCUUCACCCAGACUUUGUCCGCUACCUCAGGAACAGGUUCUUUACAGCCCAAACACUGAAGAAGAGAUACAGGGAAAUCUUCCGUCCGUCUACGGGAUCUGUGAUGCUUCUGGCUGCUCUGCACACCUGUGACCAGGUCAGCGCCUAUGGCUUCAUGACGCCCGACUAUAGCAAGUACUCGGACCACUACUUUGACAAAACCUACCACAAGGUGAUAUUCUACGCCAACCACGAGUUCCGCUUGGAGCUGGCGCUGUGGCAGCAGCUGCACAAGGCUGGCCUCAUGCGGCUGUUCAUGAGACCGCCGACCACGGGGAGCCCCCGACCAGCUACACACGGCCCCCAGAGUAACGGGACGGGGUAAUCUGGGGGCCGGAGGACCUGGCGUUUUUAGGACCGAUUGGGAAAAGAACACUGAGGUUUUUUUUUUUCCUCAAAGCUUUUUUUUUUAAGAUUUUUAUUUGGUGAAGGGCUUUCCGUGUACGCAGUGGCGGUUUUGGGCACGGGCGAACCAGGCAGCCGCCCGGAGCGCCAUAUUUGUGGGGGGCGCC
Molecule: messenger RNA, 2081 nt
Organism: Gadus chalcogrammus (walleye pollock)
Lineage: Eukaryota; Metazoa; Chordata; Actinopteri; Gadiformes; Gadidae
Product: alpha-N-acetylgalactosaminide alpha-2,6-sialyltransferase 2-like
Exons: 10
Coding region: 404-1894 (496 amino acids)
Molecular function (GO): sialyltransferase activity
Source: RefSeq, a predicted model, not a curated record